AUGUGGCUCCCCGCAAGCACCGCUCGCUUGGAGCCGGACGACGAACCCGAAGAGUAUGCGGAUUGGGUUGAUGUUCCAGACAGUGACACCACCCAGUUCGCUGCGGUGGCCAGCACGCUGACGUCGGACGAGGGAUACUUUCACCAGAUUCAGGAGGGAGAGGCAAGGGGCGACAAACGCGCCAGAUACAUCAGCUCAGAUAAUCCGAUGCAACUGUGGCGCGAAGUAAUGCCCGAUUUCCUGGACGCGAUGAUAUGUCAAGAUGGCCUGGGGAUGUCUCCCUCGUGGCGGCACUUGCGGAUUGCGACCACUCUGUGCAAUGCGAGGAGUGUUUACGCGGGGCUCACCAGCGGACGCCGUUACACUGCAUACAGGAGUGGACGGGGGAGUUUUGGGUUUCCGCAGCGCUGCAUCGUCUUCACAUUAACGAUACAUCCCCGCAAAAGCUUGCGCGAGACAUACCAAUUGGGCCACCACGGUGGCGCAUGUCCUCUGCCCGCAACCGUUGAUACACGCACGAUGGUGGUUUUGGACGUCGGUGGAAUAUUCACGCUCGACGUUCGCUUCUGUGGCUGCUCAAACAGUUUGCAAAACAAUCACAUCGCCCAACUUAUGGGGAACCACUGGUAUCCGGCGACAACGCUGGAGCCUGGGACCUGCGCAACGUGGCGUGUGCUCGAGCUCUUUCGCCAGCUCAACGUUGUCGGCAACAUCAACGCCCACGACUUCGUGCGCUCGCUGGAAAAGCUGAACGACCCAACAAUGAUGAAUCAGACGCCGGAUCGAUACGUGGCAUUCGGUAGAAUGGCGCGUCAGUAUCAAUUUUUGAAAAGGGCCAAGCGGAGUGGUCUGGCCCACGUCGAGGAGGGCUUCAAGAAUGUCGAAGCGGGCAAGCUGGCAGUGCCCUGUUGGGCGUGCCCCAAACCGGGCUUUAAUCUGCCUGACGGCUGGGACAAGUGCAGCGAAGAUGACAGAUUCUUAUACUCGUUGCUACUGGCUCUGGACGCCAACUUUCGCCUGAAGAAUCGGCUUCGGACGAACGAGAAACAGGACGCUUCUCUCGGGCCAGGCUGGGGCUAUUUUGUGGAGGGGAAUGCUUAUAAGGAGCAUUUGCGAGACUACGUCGCAGAGGAAGAUGUCAGCACUUGUAUCGCCUUUGCGGCUCUUAUGCAGAAGGAGACAAGGCUGACAACGGGCCUACGAAUCUCUGGGGUGGGCGGCUGCGUUUGUGCUCGCCACGGGGUGGUGCGAGCGCAAGGGAUGGGUGAUUUGCAAAAGGGAGAGCGCUACGCCAAUAUGGAUUAUAUAUUCCUUCACGCGCUGGGAGACACAAGGGUGAAGCGUCUGGUCCUAUCCUACGACAUCGCUUGUCAAUGGAAGCAAAGACUGCGCGAGCGGGCUCUGACGAUCCUGAGCAACGCUCAGGUUGUUUGCCCAACCACCGGCCUCACUGUGGAUAAAGUCCCCAACCUCACUGACUACGAAAUCAAAUUCGCGCUGCCGGUUUGGCAUGCGGCCGCGCACGAAACGGGUUGUCAGGCCACCCACUCUUUGAGCUAUGCGUGGGGCGUGGGGCGGACGGACGGGGAAGGAAUAGAGCGUACUUGGGCGCUAUUAAACCCAAUCGGAUUCUCGACGAAGGAGAUGGGCGAGGGCAACCGACUGGACACAAUUGAGGACCGUAUCGAUCAUCUUAAUUUCGAAAAGAAUGUCCGCCAGGGCGAUGUUCUUGCGCGAAAGCUUAUCAUCGCUGUGGCCGAACGAGAUACGCAGAUAAAGCAGUUUAAACGAGUGGACGACAGCCUCGAACCGGGAGUUCGUAAGGAUUGGCAGAAAAUGGUGGAGAAUUGGCUUGUCGACAAUACUCAGCCCAACCCAUACCUGAUCGGGGCCAAUGGCGACGGUCCGUCGGAGGCCAAAGUUGCGGCUCAGCUGAAGGCUGCUGAAGUCGCAGAGGCAAGGGAGCAACGAGGGGAGUUUGUUGACGGCAAGAUUACCGCCGCGGCCUUCGUCAAAGGCUUGCUACAUCUGGAGGACCUGAAGCGAAGGAUCAAGAAUGAGAUACGCGUUGGCGGCGUCUCUGCCGAACGAGCAAGCCAGAUCGAGGAAUUGAGAGUCUCCUUCUUCAAAAAAGCUGCACGCAAUCCAGCAGCAGCAAGAAAUUUACAUGUCUGGCGUCGGUGGCCUUCGAAGAAGGCAGAGGAUGUCAAACUCUGGCUUCCAUCGGAGUUGGGGGAUCGGCAAAAAUGGGCCUGCAGGAAGGGGUUGUUCGAACUAGAGGCCAAAUUACGACAGGCGCAGUGUGGCGACGCCUUGACAAAAGUUCGAAGCCUGCUGUAUGCCAAGACGCACUUGAUCUUCCAUCGAAACGCUGCCUCAGUGGGCCAAAACUCGACAACUCGGUCUGCAACGUUAAUCGGCCGUAUGGUGGAGAAGAUAACUAGGGAGGCGACCAAAUAUCGGCAAGCAUGGGUAGCCCUUCGACGACUGAAGGGCGAUGACUUCGCUCCCGAGUAUCGGAAACUGGAGGAUAGCGAUCUGAAUGUGCGUGCGGAGACGGAAAGCGACGCGAUAUCAAGGGCCCGACUAGGUCGGCUGGGGUCGGCCCGGCCUGCCCGAAAUGAGCCGACGGCCGCGCAGGCCGGGCCUGUCUCUUGGAUUUGGUUCAUGGAGGGGGAGGGGGAUGAAGAAGUCCGGAUUCAUGACGCGGUUCGUGUGCAAUGGGCCAAGGCACGGGCGCGCCGUGACCGAUGGACCGAAGAAGUGUUGUUGAUUAGGGAGGAAAUGCGGAGGGUUUUGAGAAGCCUGUGGUCAAUCCAGCAGCAGUGGCUGGAACGCGAGACGUCUCGUCCCAAUGCCCGGCCGGCGUUGCAAGAGGGCCUUGUGGCCUAUGCUAAGAAGCAGCGACAUAUUCAUAGUUUGAUUGCGAAUAGGUUUGUGUUGGACUGGAGGCACUGGAAGCAAUCAGUGGCGAGGGCAGUGGUCGGAAAGGAGGGGGAUAUUUAUCAGCGGCUAUUGGUAGGAGAUCCGGAUCAAAUUUAA
This is a messenger RNA of Mycena indigotica, 3042 nucleotides long. Its product is annotated as CxC2 domain-containing protein. The transcript has 13 exons. The record is from RefSeq and is a predicted model, not a curated record. Lineage: Eukaryota; Fungi; Basidiomycota; Agaricomycetes; Agaricales; Mycenaceae. The coding region runs from base 1 to 3042 and encodes 1013 amino acids.